This is a messenger RNA of Ostrinia furnacalis (Asian corn borer), 1342 nucleotides long. RefSeq names its product facilitated trehalose transporter Tret1. The record is from RefSeq and is a predicted model, not a curated record. Gene Ontology annotation, biological process: transmembrane transport. NCBI's taxonomy places the organism in Eukaryota, Metazoa, Arthropoda, Insecta, Lepidoptera, Crambidae. The transcript has 10 exons. Gene Ontology annotation, cellular component: membrane. The coding region runs from base 98 to 1342 and encodes 414 amino acids. Gene Ontology annotation, molecular function: transmembrane transporter activity.
CGUUGUACCGAAUUCGUAGUUCAGUGCUGAUUGAGCCUCCACGAAUGUAGUUUAUAUAGUUUUUUGUGUUUUAGAAAUAGUAAUUAGUUAAUUAACCAUGGUUAGCGGAAGGGUCUAUCAAGUGGCGGCGACGAUCGCAAGUUCCUUUGGCUCGUUCGCCAUGGGCCUGCUUUACGUCUGGCCAUCAUACACCACGUCUCUUCUGACAUCGAAUACCACUACCAUCCUGUCAGCACCCAUGACGUCUACAGAAGAAUCUUUAGUGGGGAGUCUACCAUCAUUGGGCGCGAUGGUCGGAACGGCGGUGGUCGGACCAUUGAUAGAAAUCUUUGGAAGGAAGUUGGGAGGAGUCGCUGUGUCGUUGCCUUUUGUUCUGUCAUGGGCCCUGAUAGCAAUAUCGAAGACAUCCAUCCUGAUCCUCGCAGCUCGCUUCAUUAGUGGAAUAGCUGGUGGAGCCUACCUGGUCUUGGGUCCCAUGUUCAUAUCAGAGGUUGCCGAGGAUUCCAUCCGAGGAGCUCUGUCAUCAGCAACGAUCACCUUCUAUGGCUUGGGGGCGCUGAUGUCGUACCUCUUAGGGUGGUUCUUUGGCUACAACACAAUCAUUUGGAUCAACUUGGCCGUGGGCGUAAUGUGCGCUGGACUCCUCAUGAGCGUCCCCGAGAGUCCAGUGUUCCUCAUGAAGAAGAAUAGAGAAGAGGAUGCUCGUGUAUCUAUGUCACUUUAUCGAGGAGUGCCUCCAACGUCGAUGGUCGUACAAGAAGAGAUUUCCAAAAUCAAGCAGCAAAUCUCCCCAGCUGUGGAAUUGACCACAAUAAAUGAAAAAGCGGAAGAAGCUGAAAAAGAGAAAUUAACAUCAGAAGAUAUCAAAGAUGACCCACCGGCAAAGGUGUCAGCUAUCAAAACUUUGUUUAAAUCAUCGGCAUCACGGCGAGGAUUUUUGGUAGUGACAACAGUUAUAUCGAUGCAGGUCCUAAUGGGCAUAGUCCCAGUACAGGUGUACGCCAAGCACGUCUUCAAACAAGCUGACCCGAGCCAGGCUGACUUGUACUCUGUGUUCUUCGCAGUGGUCAUGGUGACGGGCAGCUUCGUGACUGGGGCCGUCGCUGAUAAGGCUGGGAGACGGAUCCUGUUAAUAACCUCCUCCACACUAGUGGCAGUCUGCAUGGCUAGUUUGGGAGCCCUGCUGCAGACGAAGGCGGGGCCGCCGUUGGUGACGGUGGCUAUGAUUCUGAUGUAUUGCUUCUGUUUCAUGUGCGGAGCGGGGUCGAUUCCGUACGUGCUGUUGGCCGAGGUGUUCUCGCCUGAGGAACUACAAAGCCGUUACGUCAUCAAACUGGCAUAA